Camelus dromedarius (Arabian camel) is the source of this 1604-nucleotide messenger RNA. RefSeq names its product tetraspanin 9 (gene TSPAN9). Gene Ontology annotation, cellular component: plasma membrane. The transcript has 7 exons. NCBI's taxonomy places the organism in Eukaryota, Metazoa, Chordata, Mammalia, Artiodactyla, Camelidae. The record is from RefSeq and is a predicted model, not a curated record. Bases 16 to 1008 code for a protein of 330 amino acids.
GGGAGCGACGCGAGCAUGGAGAAGUCGAGUAGCGAGGAUUCUUCGAUCCACCGGAGUCCAUCUUUGGACAGCAAGGACUCGGACUUUGCCAAGCCGUCCACCUCGGGCCGCCCGUUUGGCCGCGGCUUCACGGCCGGCGCUUUCUACGGCACCGCGGGCUCCCGCGGCCAGAGCCGCGCCGAGGCUGGCGUGAAGACUGACAAGUACAAUGCACCCAGAGGCAGCAAGUACGUGGUGUUUUACCUGGACCUGUCCUUUGUUUUCCUCCUAGAAUUUAAGAAGUGCAACAUGGCCAGGGGCUGCCUCUGCUGCUUGAAGUACAUGAUGUUCCUCUUCAAUCUGAUGUUCUGGCUCUGUGGCUGUGGGCUGCUCGGAGUGGGCAUUUGGCUCUCCGUGUCCCAAGGCAACUUUGCCACCUUCUCCCCCAGCUUUCCCUCGCUGUCUGCAGCCAACCUCGUCAUUGCUGUGGGCACCGUCGUCAUGGUGACGGGCUUCCUGGGCUGCCUGGGGGCCAUCAAGGAGAACAGGUGCCUCCUCCUCAGUUUUUUCAUCGUCCUGUUGAUCAUCCUCCUGGCAGAGCUGAUCCUGAUUAUCCUCUUCUUUGUCUACAUGGACAAGGUGAACGAGAACGCCAGGAGGGACUUGAAGGAGGGACUGCUGCUGUACAACUCGGAGGACAACGUGGGGCUUAAGAACGCCUGGAACAUCAUCCAGGCCGAGAUGCACUGCUGUGGUGUCACGGACUACAGGGACUGGUACCCAGUGCUGGGGGAGAACACGGUCCCCGACCGCUGCUGCAUGGAGAACUCCCAGGGCUGUGGGCGCAACAGCACCACCCCGCUUUGGAAAAAGGGCUGCUACGAAAAGGUGACCAUGUGGUUUGAUGACAACAAGCAUGUGCUGGGCACCGUGGGGAUGUGCAUCCUAAUCAUGCAGGUCCUGGGCAUGGCCUUCUCCAUGACUCUGUUCCAGCACAUCCACCGGACUGGUAAGAAGUACGAUGCCUGAGCUGGCUGGCCGAGCGCCCCGGCCCCACGUGGACACUGUGCCAGGGAAGAGUUCAGCUUUGUGUUGCCUGCCCGCACCCUCCAGACUGCUGACCCCUGUGCCCGCCUCCCCAGCCCGCCUCCCCCGCCACCCCCCGCAGCCUUUUCGGUGGGAGGAUGCUGGGGAGGAGGAGGCGCAGAGACUUGGGGUGCCGGGUUGCCCGAUUCCUGCAUCUGUGUAUUUGCCAAAGAAGACAGGGUGGGCGGGGGGCAUGCUCUAGGAGCCCCCAGCACUGAGGGUUUCUGCCCUGCCCUUCCUCAGCUGACACUUUGUCCCCAUGUGGGGGGAUCGCAGCGCCUCCUCCUGGUGGAGACGCUGCCCAACGGAGGCCCCUGGCGCUCACGGCCGCCCGAAUUGAGGAGAGUGGGUGUGCUAGUGGGGCUGCGGCUGACCGCCUCUGGGCCAGGACCCUGGGAGCAUCUUGCCCAGGCUUUUUAUACCUUUAGUGUAACUUUUUUAUUUUAUUUUACUCUGAUUACGAUUAUUCAGGAAUACUCUCAGAUAAGUUUAGGGUUAGCUUUCUGAUUUAUAACUUUUUACUGCGUUGAUUUCUGUAA